Neocloeon triangulifer is the source of this 682-nucleotide messenger RNA. RefSeq names its product small ribosomal subunit protein uS17 (gene RpS11). The record is from RefSeq and is a predicted model, not a curated record. Gene Ontology annotation, biological process: translation. The transcript is spliced from 4 exons. NCBI's taxonomy places the organism in Eukaryota, Metazoa, Arthropoda, Insecta, Ephemeroptera, Baetidae. Gene Ontology annotation, molecular function: structural constituent of ribosome. Bases 144 to 599 code for a protein of 151 amino acids. Gene Ontology annotation, cellular component: ribosome; cytosolic small ribosomal subunit.
GGGUGGGAGAAAGAAUCGCUGUGAUUGGUCGAUGCAGAUUAAUUGAGAAAAAGCUCCUUGAAACUUGAAACUCGACUUGAGGACGCCAUAUUGCCUUUUUCCGCCUUAUCCAACACAAAAGUGCACCAGAGUCCACGUGAACCAUGGCGGAUCAAACCGAGAAGGCUUUCCAAAAGCAGCCGACCGUGUUCCUGAACAGGAAAGCCGGUCUUAAGAAAAAGACUAGGCAUUACAGAAAUGUCGGCCUAGGCUUCAAGACCCCCAGAGAGGCCAUUGAGGGAGGCUACAUCGACAAGAAGUGCCCCUUCACCGGAAAUGUCUCGAUCCGAGGCCGCAUCCUCACUGGCGUCAUCCAGAAGAUGAAGAUGCAGAGGACCAUCGUCAUCAGGCGCGACUAUCUGCACUACAUUCGCAAGUACAACCGCUUUGAGAAGAGGCACAGGAACAUGUCUGUCCACUGCUCGCCCUGCUUCAGAGACGUGUCGAUUGGUGACGUUGCCACCAUUGGAGAAUGCAGACCCCUCUCAAAGACCGUGAGGUUCAACGUCUUGAAAAUCACCAAGGGAGCUGGUUCCAAGAAGAGUUUCAAGAAGUUCUGAUCGGUGUCUGUGCUUUCUAAGAUUACUUUAUCAAACUUUUUGAAUAUGUCGAAAUAAAGAGGCGGGGUGAACAUAAAACAUAA